CCCCCCGAUACCUAUCUCCAGGAGGUUAUUGACUUGGUUUUCCACACAGCGUUAAUUCGCCAUGCCCAAGAACAAGGGAAAGGUGCGUUUACGAAUUUUUCCCCUUCCGUGACAAAGAAUAUCAGCCGCCUCGCCUAUCUGAUUUUUUUCGCCUUUCACUUUGCCGUGAUUUCUAUGUCCACCAGCACCGCCUGAAGGAAGCAAAUUGCGUGGCAAAGAAAGAGGCGAGAGAAUGGAACGAAUGGGGCUGGCAUAAUGAAAUUUCCUCGGUUUAGAACACACGCUAACUCUUCGUACAGGGCGGUAAGAACCGCCGACGUGGUAAGAACGAAAACGACAACGAGAAGCGCGAACUCGUCUUCAAGGAGGAAGGCCAGGAGUAUGCGCAGGUCGUGAAGAUGCUGGGUAACGGCCGUCUGGAGGCUCUUUGCUUCGACGGUGAGAAGCGUCUGGCACACAUUCGUGGCAAGCUCAGGAAGAAGGUCUGGAUCAACCAGGGUGACAUUAUUCUCCUCUCUCUGCGUGAAUACCAGGACGAAAAGGGCGACGUUAUCAUGAAGUACACCGCCGAUGAGGCCAGAAGUCUCAAGGCCUACGGCGAGUUGCCUGAGAACGCCAAGAUCAACGAGACCGACACCUACGGCCAAGAAGGACUCGAGGACAACGUCGAGUUCGACGAGGACCGUGAGAGUGACGAAGAAGACAAGGAGAUCGAUGUUGACGACCUCUAAAUCACCUUCCUCCCUCAUUCCCCCUAUUUAUUCAGCCUUGCAGGAGUCACUGGGCUUGCUUCUACCUCUCCUACGACCAGCCUUUUUCGCCGUUGGUUUUCCCCUGCACCGUGGUCCAAUCCAAAACGACAACCAAUCCUUUCGGAAUGUUAUGAUUUCUCUAGUUGGCAUUGUAUAUAACCAUGUCGGCCAUCUUUCGAAACGGUGACAACGAGAUCGGAUCUGCGGCGUGCCAUGCUUCGAUUUACGACUUCCUCUUUUUUUUUAUCGAUACCCAGUGCUGCUCUUUCAAGAUACCCAGGGCAUGAAUCAUUAACAGGGGGAAUCCUGAUGUUCGCCCAUGACUGGAAAUGGAUUAUAGAUUACGACUUUU
Molecule: messenger RNA, 1104 nt
Organism: Aspergillus glaucus CBS 516.65
Lineage: Eukaryota; Fungi; Ascomycota; Eurotiomycetes; Eurotiales; Aspergillaceae
Product: translation initiation complex factor eIF1A
Exons: 1
Coding region: 399-731 (110 amino acids)
Biological process (GO): translational initiation
Cellular component (GO): cytoplasm
Molecular function (GO): translation initiation factor activity; RNA binding
Source: RefSeq, a predicted model, not a curated record